GGCAUUUCUGGUGCCGGUACCGAUGGGCUGCAGCCGCCCGCGUCUCCCCUGCUUUGGCGGCGCGAUGGGAGCGGGACCGGCGGGCCUAUACCUUGGCCUGUGCUGGGCGCUGGCUGCCCGGGCGAGCGGCGCGAUGGAGCCGCGGCUGCAGCGGGGCAUGCCAAAUGUCUGUCCAGUGUUUGAGUUGGCGUUAGUAGGACACCCACAGCCAUGUGUCCAAGCCUUUAGUCGAAUGGUGAAGAUGUGGAAACAAGGUUGCGCAAGGAGGAAGUGGUGUACUGGCUAUGAGAGAAGGUCUGGGUACUACACAAUUUACAAGCAGGUGUACAGACUGGAGCGUCAGACUGUCUAUAAGUGCUGCCCUGGAUGGGUCCAACAUGACAAUGAACCUGGCUGUUUGCACUUGCUGUGCACUGUUGGCACUUGUUUCAAUGGAGGGAAGUGUUCGGAAGCAGGAUCCCAGGUUUGCCAGUGUCCUGCAGGAUUUCAGGGUCCUCGCUGCCAGUAUGAUGUAAAUGAGUGCAGCAUGGGGAAUGGUGGCUGUCAUGGCCAGUGCUGUAAUACUGUCGGCAGCUACCACUGCAAAUGUCCAGCUGGCCAGAAACUGGAGGAAGAUGGAAAAUCAUGCAGAGAUGUUGAUGAGUGCGCGGUGGUGAAUGGUGGCUGCCAGCAAGGCUGUGUAAACACACAUGGCUCCUUCCACUGCCAGUGCUGGGCAGGAUAUAGGCUCCAUGCUGAUGGGUGCACUUGCAUAGCCAUCAAUUCCUGCAGCGUUAACAAGGGGGGCUGCGAGCAGGAUUGUGUUCAGCUCAGUGAAGACCGCUAUAAGUGCCAGUGCCAGCCGGGCUACCAGCUAAAGAGGGAUGCCAGAUCCUGUGAAGUGAUAGACCCCUGCACAACUGGGAAUGGAGGAUGCUCACAAAUCUGUCAAAAUGAGAGAGGAACUGCAAAGUGCGAGUGUCAUGCAGGGUACUAUAUUUCUGCAGACAAAACGUCCUGUUUAGACAUUGAUGAGUGUACAGAAGGAAGAGCCAGGUGUGCUCAUCGUUGUGUGAACAGUCUGGGAUCCUUCACCUGUGUCUGUAAUCCGGGCUUCGAGCUGGGGGCUGAUGGAAAGCAGUGCUACCGCAUCGAAAUGGAAAUUGUCGAUAGCUGCCAGGAAAACAACGGUGGCUGCUCUCACCACUGCGAGCACACCACUGCGGGACCACGCUGCUCCUGUGACGAUGGCUAUCACCUCGAUUUUGAUGGCAAAACUUGUGCAGAACUGGAUGAGUGCAAGACCGGAGAGUCCUGCUGCUCCCAAUUCUGCAUCAACUAUGCAGGUGGAUACGAGUGUGCCUGCAAAGCGGGGUUCCAGCCAAAUGCCGAUGGCUGUGCCUGUGACGACGUGGAUGAAUGUCGUCUUAAUAAUGGCAACUGUGACCAUUUCUGUGUUAAUCUUCUGGGGUCAUACAAAUGUGCAUGUAAGGAGGGUUACAGGCUUGGUGUUAACAGAUGGUCCUGCAUUGCCCUAGGUGGGGAGGACGUGGAUGCAGAGGAAGCAGUGGGGUUUGCCGGGGCUCCAGGGCUGCAGUUCAGAGAUCCCCCGCAGCUCCUUCACUACACGCUUGGUGCCCUCUACGAGGAUGAAGAUCCACGAGGAGAGCUCACCCUGGUGCACAGGGUCGUUUGCCUUGAUAACGCAUUCGGCAAUGACUGUAGCUUGAGCUGUGAGGAUUGUCUGAACGGAGGCAGAUGUAACAGUGAACACAGUGGCUGUGUUUGCUCACCUGGGUGGACUGGCAUUAUCUGUAAUGAAACUUGCUCCCAAGGGACAUAUGGCAGAGGAUGUGCCAGCAUUUGCAAGUGCCAGAAUGGAGGCUCAUGUGACCCUGUCACAGGGCAGUGCCACUGCCCACCCGGUGUGCACGGCAAGCUCUGUGAAGAUGGUUGCCCGAAAGGCUUCUUUGGGAAGAACUGUAAUAAACCAUGCAACUGUGCCAACAAUGGCUAUUGCCACAGACUCUAUGGAGCCUGCCUCUGUGACCCAGGGCUUUAUGGGCGCUUCUGCCAUCUUACCUGUCCCAGGUGGGCCUUUGGAGCUGGCUGCUCAGAGGAGUGUCAGUGCAUGAAAGAGCACACACUGGAAUGCAACGCAAGGAAUGGGACUUGCACCUGCAAGCCUGGUUAUCAUGGCAGAAAGUGUCAGAAAGAGUGCACGCCUGGAUUUUAUGGGACUGGUUGCAAACUGAGGUGUAACUGUCCUACUGAUGUUUUGUGUGAUCAUGAGACAGGAGUCUGCCAACAUCCAUGUCCCCCCGGAUUUCAUGGAGAAAAAUGCCAUUUAUCCUGUCAGCCUGGGAGUUUUGGUGUGAACUGCAGGCAGAGGUGCAGCUGUGGAGAAGUGCCAUGCAAUCCGAAGACAGGACAGUGUAUUUGCCCAGCUGGGAAGACUGGUGCUACAUGUGAGCAAGAUUGCCCAGCUGGUCAGUGGGGACCAGACUGCCAGUACUCCUGUGAGCCCUGUGCCAACGGGGGACAAUGCAACACAGAGACUGGAGCCUGCGAUUGUCCUCCAGGCUACAGUGGGGCAUCCUGUUCCACAUCCUGCAAUAGCGGCCAUUGGGGACAGCACUGUGAAAACACGUGUGUCUGCAAUAACAGCGACGGUAGCUGUGACCCAGUCACUGGCUCCUGCUUCUGUGAGCCAGGAUUCACUGGGAAACACUGUGAAUGGAGGUGCCCUGAGGGAAGCUUUGGCCCGAACUGUGAUCACAGCUGUCAGUGCCAGAAUGGAGCUGCCUGCGACCAUGUGAGCGGAGCCUGCACUUGCUCAGCGGGCUGGACAGGAACCUUUUGUGAAAGAGCUUGUCCAGAUGGAUUCUUUGGGCUUGACUGCCACCAGGUGUGCAAGUGCAAGAAUGCUGCUGGCUGUGACCAUGUCCUGGGAGCAUGCCGCUGCCUCCCUGGCUGGCUGGGAGAGACCUGCGAGCAGCCCUGCCAGGGGGACAGCUAUGGGCCAGGCUGCAGGCACACAUGUCAGUGUCACAACGGAGCGUUCUGUCAUCAUGUAACUGGGAUGUGCCUUUGUAGCCCAGGGUGGAAAGGGGCCACCUGCCAAGAAGCCUGUCCCACUGGAUGGUAUGGUGCAAACUGUCUCCAGCGCUGCAUCUGCCACAGCCAGGCGACAUGUGACCAUGUAACGGGCGAGUGCCAGUGUCCUCCGGGUUGGAAGGGGAAAGGAUGUGAGCUGGAGUGUGGGGACAGGAGGUAUGGAGAGGGAUGCGAGCAGAACUGUACCUGCCACCAUGGGGUUUGUGAACAGCACUCAGGAAAAUGCAUUUGCCAUGCUGGCUGGAGUGGGGACCGCUGUGAUGUUGUUUGCCCUGUGGGAUUUUUUGGCAAAUGGUGUGAGGAGCAAUGUGACUGCAUACACGGCUUGUCCUGCCACCAUCAAACUGGAGCAUGUCUCUGUGAAAAGGGAUGGAGAGGGAGGCACUGUGACAGACCUUGCUUGCCUGGUCGCUAUGGUAUAGGCUGUGCCCAGAGGUGCCGGUGUCCCAUAGGUACACCCUGCCAUCACCUGACGGGUGAGUGUGGAUGUCCUCCAGGAUUCACUGGCUACAGCUGUGAGAAAACUUGUCCACCAGGCACAUAUGGCAAGAACUGUAACCAAGUAUGUCAGUGCUCUGCUGAGAAUGAGGAAUGUCACCCAGUGACUGGCAACUGCCUGUGCCGCCUGGGGUACUACGGGGCACGCUGCAACAUCCGGUGCCCAAAAGGUACUUAUGGUUCAAACUGCCAAAACCUCUGUAAAUGUAUGAAUGGAGGCCAUUGCGACCCCGCGUCAGGAACUUGUGAUUGCACGCCUGGUUUUAUUGGAGCCGACUGUAGUAAAACUUGCCCUGAAAAUCGAUAUGGGAAGGACUGCACCCUGUUCUGUGCAUGUGGUAAAGGUCAGUGUGACCCACGCACUGGCAAGUGUACCUGUCCUCCCGGCCAAAUGGGACCCAGCUGUCAGCAAGUGUGUCCCCAGGGACAAUAUGGCCCCAACUGCCUCCUGACGUGUACCUGUCAGAAUGGCGGUAUCUGUGACCAUGUGGAUGGCAACUGCACUUGUGGGCUUGGCUGGACAGGAAAAUUCUGUGAGAAAGCAGAAUGUCUGCCAGGGAAGUAUGGGUCUGGCUGUGUCUUGGAUUGCUCAUGCCAGCACAAUGGCACCUGCGACAGAUUCACAGGCUGCUGCCAAUGCCCUGAGGGUUACUAUGGCCACUCAUGUGAGCACAGGUGCCCCCUUGGAUUUUAUGGGCUAAGCUGUCUUCACGCAUGUGCCUGUAAAAAUGGAGCAAGCUGUGAUGCAGUGACAGGACAAUGCACUUGUCCUUUGGGUUAUCAAGGUGUACACUGUGAAAAAGGCUGUGACAGGGGCUGGUUUGGAGAGAGGUGCCAGCAUCAGUGCAAUUGCGGAGAUGUUCCUUGUGAUCCAGAGACUGGGAAGUGCCUCUGCCCACCUGGGAAGACUGGAGAAAGAUGUGACAUUGAAUGCAGGUCAGACCAGUACGGCCCCAACUGCUCCCUACGAUGUCAGUGUGCCAACAAAUCCCAGUGCAAUCCGUACAAUGGGAACUGUGUAUGUCCAGCAACAUGGAUGGGACCAACCUGCAAAGAAGGUGGCCCUCCAAAGGUUCCUUUUUAUGAAGAACAAACUCAAGAAAGAGGGAAUAUUUUUCCAAGAGCUCUACAACAGUAACAUUUGGACUAAUAAAUGAGCUGUUUUAUAUGCACA
Neopsephotus bourkii (Bourke's parrot) is the source of this 4768-nucleotide messenger RNA. RefSeq names its product multiple epidermal growth factor-like domains protein 6. The coding region runs from base 23 to 4732 and encodes 1569 amino acids. Gene Ontology annotation, molecular function: protein binding; calcium ion binding. The record is from RefSeq and is a predicted model, not a curated record. The transcript has 37 exons. Lineage: Eukaryota; Metazoa; Chordata; Aves; Psittaciformes; Psittacidae.